UUACAAACUUUACCGAAGGUACGGAAUCAUUGUUGAGAAUGUUUGCAUUUGUCCAGUGUUUUAGAUAGAUUUAGCUAGUUAAGUUUACUGUAGAUAACACGUUAGCUUAAGCACAGCCUCCUACGAUGCUGAAAAAAGCGGCAGACUUGUUGCAUCCCGGCCUGCUAACAAAUGUUUUACAGCAAGGAGAAAUCAUUUCUCGGUUUCAAGCCAUUCCUAGCCUACGUUUAAACAAGGAACCGGUAAAAAAAGAAGCAUCGAUAUUGAUUCCCCUGUGCCUUAUAGACGACAAAAUCAACCUGCUAUACACUGUACGUUCCAGCAAAUUGCGGAACCAUCGAGGGCAGGUUUCUUUCCCUGGUGGCAUGAAGGAUACAAGAGAUUCUAGCUAUGAAAGCUGUGCGGUUCGAGAGUUUGAAGAAGAAACAGGCAUUUCGAAGAAUUCCGUCAACGUUUGGGGCCGUGGGAAAACUAUAAUUCCCUACUUUGGACCAUCCAUUACACCGAUUGUAGGAAAUAUUAUUGAUUUUUCUUCGGACCAACUAAGGCCAAGCUCUGAUGAGGUUGCCAAGGUAUUUACGGUGCCUAUCGAAUCCUUUGCGUGUGCCGAAAACCGUAAGCACACCCAAUUUCGGGCUAAUUACACUAUGCCCGUGUUCCAGAAUGGAGAUGAUACCGUGUGGGGUAUUACGGCAAUCAUUACCCAUAUGUUUCUUAUCGCAUUGCUGCCGGGUGCGUACACUGCUCGAUUACCAUUUAUAAAGAAAUACGAAGCUAAACCGGCGAAACAGCGGUGAUAUAAACUAAACCAAACGCAAUAAAAUAAAACAUUCUUUCGUUUUAACAUUUAA
This is a messenger RNA of Anopheles funestus (African malaria mosquito), 851 nucleotides long. Its product is annotated as mitochondrial coenzyme A diphosphatase NUDT8. The record is from RefSeq and is a predicted model, not a curated record. NCBI's taxonomy places the organism in Eukaryota, Metazoa, Arthropoda, Insecta, Diptera, Culicidae. Gene Ontology annotation, molecular function: coenzyme A diphosphatase activity. The transcript has 3 exons. Bases 126 to 797 code for a protein of 223 amino acids.